Messenger RNA from Andrographis paniculata, 1525 nucleotides. RefSeq names its product ribose-phosphate pyrophosphokinase 4. Gene Ontology annotation, biological process: 5-phosphoribose 1-diphosphate biosynthetic process; purine nucleotide biosynthetic process. NCBI's taxonomy places the organism in Eukaryota, Viridiplantae, Streptophyta, Magnoliopsida, Lamiales, Acanthaceae. Gene Ontology annotation, cellular component: ribose phosphate diphosphokinase complex; cytoplasm. The record is from RefSeq and is a predicted model, not a curated record. Bases 119 to 1285 code for a protein of 388 amino acids. Gene Ontology annotation, molecular function: magnesium ion binding; ribose phosphate diphosphokinase activity. The transcript is spliced from 7 exons.
AGUGCGCUGGGAAACGAAAGACGCCAAUUAAUAAUUAAUUUUAGUUCUCCAACUGCCACCCCUGAUAUCGCGGCGGACGCCACCGUGGGACUGGGAUUGGAACUCCUCCCCCGCCCAAAUGUCGGCCAUUUCAGCCCCUCGGCCCAUCCCUUCAUCCUCCUCCACCAUACCCACCCGAAAGCCGCUGCACUUGAGAACCCAAAUUCACUGCGACCUCAAGAGUUCUUCCCCUCAGAAGUGGACAGUUGACUGCGUGUCCUCAACCGACCCAAUUCACAUCAUUCUCAAACCCCCGACUUCCACCGCAAUGGCUCCGACUCUCGAUUCCUCGCUCAAGAGUGCCAAAAAGGUUUGCCUAUUUUACUGCCCUGAGAUGAAGGAUCUAGCCGAGAGGAUUGCUUCUGAGUCUGAUGCCAUUGAGCUGCGAAACAUAAAUUGGAGGAAAUUUGAUGAUGGAUUUCCAAACUUAUUCAUAAAUAAUGCCCAAGGAGUUCGUGGACAACAUGUAGCUUUCCUUGCUUCAUUUAGCUCUCCUGGAUCCAUCUUUGAGCAAUUGUCCAUCAUCUAUGCUCUACCUAAACUAUUUGUUGCUUCCUUUACUCUUGUUCUGCCAUUUUUCCCCACCGGCACGUCUGAACGUAUGGAGGAUGAAGGAGAUGUUGCUACAGCAUUCACGCUUGCCAGGAUCUUGUCAAAUAUACCAUUAUGUAGAGGGGGACCAACUAGCUUAGUAAUUUUCGAUAUCCAUGCCUUACAGGAGAGGUUUUACUUUGGUGAUAGUGUUUUGCCAUGUUUUGAAAGUGGUAUUCCUUUGCUCUUGAAUAGGCUACAACAGUUGCCUGACUCUGACAAUAUAGCAGUAGCAUUUCCAGAUGAUGGAGCAUGGAAACGAUUUCACAAGCAGUUGCAGCACUUCCCUAUGAUUGUCUGUGCCAAAGUUAGGGAAGGUGAUCAACGAAUUGUAAGAAUUAAGGAGGGCGAACCCAAGGGACGCCAUGUGGUGAUAGUUGAUGACCUUGUCCAAUCAGGCGGCACACUUUUAGAGUGUCAGAAAGUGUUGGCCAAACAUGGAGCAAAAAAAAUUAGUGCCUAUGUGACACACGGGAUUUUCCCAAACGACUCAUGGCAGCGUUUUAAACAUGAUGGAGGAGGGACUCCUGAGAAUGGGAUGAGUUACUUCUGGAUUACAGAUUCAUGCCCAGAGACUGUGAAGCAAGUAAAACACAAGCCACCAUUUGAAGUUCUAAGUCUUGCAGCCGCGAUCGCUUCUGCACUCCAGAUCUAAAACUCAAGUUUUGUUUGCCAAGGCCUUUUUUCAUCCUUAUCCUGAAGAAUCAAAAGGAAUAUAGAGAAUCUGACAGAUAUGGUGCCGUGGAAAUGCUUAGUUGAUAUAUGAAUAAUAUAGUGUUAGCAUAUGCUAUAGACUAGUUAUGAGCAUUCGUUUUGAAUGAUCUCCUUGAGUUUGGAUGGACUACUGGAUAUGUUUUUGAAAAUAAACUUGGCACUUCCCAGUUCACUUUUAUCA